CAUGACUGCGGUGGCAUGUCGUCACUCUCUGCUAUCCUGCUCUGUUCUACACAGUGGUCACGGUCACAAUUGUUUGUUGUGUUGUGACUUUUUUUUCAAGUUCAAUCAGAGGCCCCAGAAUUUGUGGCCCAUUUUCUGCUUCUUUUUUUUUUCCUGUUGUUGCUCCUCAUCUUUGUCUGUGUUGUUGGCAUUCAGAUUUUUGCUAAAGCCAAAUGUGUACAUACUAAGUUAACUAUUCUGUCCUGGAUAUUGCUCAGAAACAGUUCAGUGCCAAAGAGACAUAACAUGACAAUAGCUUAACAACAACAACAACAUUGUUGUUCACAAAUGCUUUCGCGACAGGUUCUGGUACAGAGAUAUGUAUCUGCAUGUUUUUGUUUGUGCAUAAUGUGUGUGUAAUGGUGUAGGUGUGAUGGUGUGUGAUCUUUGAAACAAAGCUUUAAAUCCCCACCUUGAGCCAAUUUAGCUGAGCCUGUAAUGGUUAAACUUCCUAUAAAUGCAACUUUACCUCCCCAUCGCAGAGACAAACCUCAAUCUCUCAUUAGCAUUCACACCACAAAGAUUAUUUUGUGCAAAAAUCUUUUUAAACAGACCUUGAUUUUUAAUUUGAUACGAAACUCAGGAAAAAUGAGGGGAAAUCGCCCUGAGGAGUUCCCAGACGACUUCUGGAUACCAGUUCCUCUGGACACCAAUAAUCUCACAUUAUUCAGCCCAUACCUGGUUCCCCAGGACCACCUAGGUAGCACCGGACUCUUUUAUUUCAUGUCAGGCUUAAUGUUCUUCCUUUUUGUGGCUGGUACAGGAGUCAAUACACUUACUAUUGCAUGUACUGCUCAAUAUAAGAAGCUCCGGUCUCAUCUGAACUACAUUCUGGUGAACCUGGCUGUGGCAAACCUGCUUGUCUCCUCUGUGGGCUCCUUCACCUGCUUUUACUGCUUUGCCUUCAGAUACAUGAUUCUUGGUCCUCUCGGGUGCAAGAUAGAAGGAUUUGCAGCAACUAUUGGUGGUAUGGUGAGCCUUUGGUCUCUGGCUGUCAUAGCUUUUGAAAGAUGGCUGGUUGUCUGCAAACCACUUGGGAACUUCAUCUUCAAACCUAACCAUGCCAUUGCUUGUUGUGCACUCACUUGGGUCUUUGCUUUGGUUGCUGCAGUUCCUCCUCUGAUUGGAUGGAGUAGGUACAUCCCAGAGGGUCUGCAGUGCUCCUGUGGACCAGACUGGUACACAACUAACAACAAGUUUAACAACGAGUCCUAUGUGAUGUUCCUAUUCUACUUCUGCUUUGCUGUUCCUUUCUGCACCAUUGUCUUCUGCUACUCACAGCUGCUGUUCAUGCUGAAAUCGGUGGCCAAGGCCCAGGCUGAGUCUGUCUCUACUCAGAAGGCAGAGAGGGAGGUCACACGGAUGGUGGUGGUCAUGGUGCUGGGCUUCCUAGUGUGCUAUCUGCCGUAUGCCUCCUUUGCUCUUUGGGUUGUGAACAACCGAGGGCAAGCGUUCGACCUGAGGCUGGCCACCAUACCCUCCUGUCUCUCGAAAGCCUCCACAGUCUACAACCCUGUUAUUUACAUCCUCCUCAACAAACAGUUCCGCUCAUGUAUAAGGCAGAUGCUUGGGAUGGGCAAAGAUGAUGAUGACAUGUCAUCGACGAGUCAGUCAGUCACUGAAGUUUCGAAAGUUGGGCCUGCUUAGAUUGUCCACUGUUACACACUGUAUAUACGACUAAAUAGAUAAAUGCAAUGCCAUAGGGAAUUAUUUAAUUGUUACACAUAAAA
Molecule: messenger RNA, 1769 nt
Organism: Solea solea (common sole)
Lineage: Eukaryota; Metazoa; Chordata; Actinopteri; Pleuronectiformes; Soleidae
Product: blue-sensitive opsin-like
Exons: 5
Coding region: 478-1686 (402 amino acids)
Biological process (GO): visual perception; phototransduction; G protein-coupled receptor signaling pathway
Cellular component (GO): photoreceptor outer segment; membrane
Molecular function (GO): G protein-coupled receptor activity
Source: RefSeq, a predicted model, not a curated record